This is a messenger RNA of Kockovaella imperatae, 348 nucleotides long. RefSeq lists its product as hypothetical. The transcript is spliced from 4 exons. The record is from RefSeq and is a predicted model, not a curated record. The coding region runs from base 1 to 348 and encodes 115 amino acids. Lineage: Eukaryota; Fungi; Basidiomycota; Tremellomycetes; Tremellales; Cuniculitremaceae.
AUGUCUUCCAGCAACGAACCCUCGAAGCUCAACGGACAGGUCAACUCGAUCGUCGGAUCUGCCAAGGAACUCGUCGGAUCUGCCAUUGAGGCCGGAUACCAAGCCGUCGGAGGAUCCAGCGAGCCUUCUUCCUUCACCACCUCUGGAAAGGAACAGCACGCCAAGGGUGAGGCUGAGAUCAAGGCUGCUGAAGCCAAGGGAUACGCCGAGGGUGUCGGUGACCGACUCGAGGGAAAGAAGGACUCGAUCGUCGGAGCUAUCACUGGUGACAAGGCUCAACAGACCAAGGGAAACCUUCAAAACGAAGCUGGACACGCCAAGAUGUCCGCCAACGACCCCACCUCAUAA